Messenger RNA from Drosophila elegans, 1819 nucleotides. RefSeq names its product mediator of RNA polymerase II transcription subunit 19 (gene MED19). Gene Ontology annotation, molecular function: transcription coregulator activity; transcription factor binding. The transcript has 3 exons. The coding region runs from base 305 to 1327 and encodes 340 amino acids. Gene Ontology annotation, cellular component: mediator complex. NCBI's taxonomy places the organism in Eukaryota, Metazoa, Arthropoda, Insecta, Diptera, Drosophilidae. Gene Ontology annotation, biological process: positive regulation of transcription by RNA polymerase II. The record is from RefSeq and is a predicted model, not a curated record.
AUGCGGUCACACUGGUUCGCGGACACAACAAGAUGGCGAGACUUGCCCCCGAAAUCUGUUAAAAAACGCCACAAGAACAGAUAGUUAAUUGAGUAUUCGACCAGAAAAGUGUCCGCCGAAGUGCCGGGCCAACGCGGCGCAUUUUGCAGAGUGUGAGCUUGGCCGGCGUUGCCCGAGAGUCGCGAACGGCGUACCUUCUGCUGGCCUUGCCUUGUUGUUGCUGCGCCUGUUUGUGUGCGCGGUGCGAGUGUGUGCGUGGGCUGCCAAGAUUGCCAAGAAUCGCUUGAUUUCCGCCACUUCCAAGAUGAUGAGCAACUACGGCAACAUGAUGGACUCCCCGAAGUCAUCGCCCCACGGCGGCGGCCGAUCCCCCGUGGUCGCCCGCCAGGACUCUUCCGGUACCUUGAAAACGACCAUUUCGCUGGGCAAAACGCCCACGAUCAUCCACACCGGGCCCUUCUACUCGAUGAAGGAGCCGCCCGCCAAGGCUGAACUCACCGGCGACAAGGAUCUCAUGACCGAGUACGGACUGCACCACACACUCACCAAGUUCAAGGAGAAGAAGUUCAAGGAGUCGCUGGCCUCGUUCCUGCAGAACAUCCCCGGCAUCAACGACCUCAUCACGCAUCCCGUCGAGAACAGCACGCUGCGGAGCGUGAUCGAGAAGCCGCCGAUCGGCGGUAAGGAGCUCCUCCCGCUGACGCCCGUGCAGCUGGCCGGAUUCCGCCUACAUCCCGGACCGCUGCCGGAACAGUAUCGUACCACAUAUGUCACACCUGCGCGAAAACACAAAAACAAACACAAAAAGCACAAACACAAAGACGGCGUUACCACGGGACAGGAAUCCACGUUGCUGGAUUCGGCCGGCCUGGAGACUUACGAGAAGAAGCACAAGAAGCAGAAGCGCCACGAGGACGACAAAGAGCGCAAGAAGCGUAAAAAGGAGAAGAAGCGCAAAAAGAAGAACCAGAGUCCGGAGCCGGGCGUAGGUUUGCUGCCCGGAGGAGCGGGCUUGGGCGGAGCAGCGGGUGUCAUGGGCGCCACCAGUCUGGGGUCGCUGGCCGGAGGUCCUGGCCCCGGUUUGUCCAGCCUGGGGGCCAGCAUGGGUCCCGGCGUUGUCGGCGGCAUGAACAGCUUCUCCUCGUCCAUGCAGAUGCAGCAACAGCAGCAGCAGAUGCCCAUGCAGCAGCAGCAGAUGACAAGCGGCAGUCUCCUCGGAUCUGUGCUGGGCACGAGCGGCGGUCCGGGAGGCGGAGUCGGCGGAGGGGGAGGCGGGGGCGUGGGGAGUGGCGGCGGCGGGGGCAGCCUGCUUAUGUCGCAGUUCUAGGCAGGAUCCUUUAGCAAAAUAGACUUGGCUCAUUACCUCUCAUCAGCAGACGCACCCCAGAUGGCGACACAAAAAAUCAGCAGACGGACCAGUGGCGGUCCUCUUAAUGCAAUUUUCUCGAUAACGUUUCGUGUCUAGUUAUUAAUUUAUGAUUAUUGUAACUGUAAAAUAGUUUAUUUCUGUAAUUAGCCAACAAUUUUUCGUUCGUUCUUUUCGCGCUAGCUUAAUGAGAUUUAUUUAAAUGCAAGUUAUGGUACAAAACGCACGCAAAACGUUUUCGCUCUCGAUUCCAGCUCUUCCCCCCCACAAAAACCCAAAACCCUGCCUGCCCACCACAAAAGCGCUUUUUCGCAACCUUUUUUUUGCUCACCAACCUUGUAAUUUGUAGGGUCAGUAUUUCAAGUAUAUUUCUGCAAUGGUUUGUUCUUCCAGCAAGUUUAAAAACACAAAAGAAAGCUGAGAUUCAACAAAAUAAAAAUGCCUGUACUAUAA